Messenger RNA from Lymnaea stagnalis (great pond snail), 12875 nucleotides. The record is from the annotation of a GenBank genome assembly. Lineage: Eukaryota; Metazoa; Mollusca; Gastropoda; Lymnaeidae.
CAGGAUUUAUUGGAGUCUUGUGGUGGAGACAUGAGUGCACCAAUGACUUGGCCUGCUUUAAAAUUUGUCUCAUUCAUGUUUAAUUCACUGUCCAGUUUAGAUGAUUCCUUGGUAAGUCCAUUUUUUUUAUCAAUUUGUACAGAGACAUCAUAUUUUAGUAGUUAGACUCAUCAGCCUUUAUUAUGUGAGGUAGUUAGACUCAUCAGCCUUUAUUAUGUGAGGUAGUUAGGCUUAUCAGCCGUUAUUAUGUGAGGUAAUUAGACUCAUCAGCCCUUAUUAUGUGAGGUAGUUAGGCUCAUCAGCCCUUAUUAUGUGAGGUAGUUAGACUCAUCAGCCCUUAUUAUGUGAGGUAGUUAGACUCAUUAGCCUGUAUUAUGUGAGAUUUUUUUAUAAGACUUUAUUUCUAAAAUAUAUUUGCAUUGGAGCAAAGUUGUUUUAUUUAUGAACUAAAGAAAACACAAACCACCUAAUUUUGUUAAUGUUAUCACUUUUUUAAACUAGACGGAAAGUUUAAUCAAAUUCAUUAAUUACUAGAAUCUCUAAUAUAUACUUUACUCUGUUUCUGCUAUGUUUAGCGUCUACUUCCCUUUGUUGAGGUCUUAGAUUUAAGCCAUAACUCACUAGAGACAUGUGCAACACACUUAGAGGUAAGUGCAUUUUAAAAAAACAAUAAUUCAUCUACGUGUUAGACUAAGAUAAAUAAUUUUUUACAGAGUGAAAAUUUUAUACAUUUCUUUAGGACUAAAAAUGGGUAACAGAUUUUUAAAAAUUGAAAAUGUUUCUGAUUAUCAUUGAACCAGGGUUGUCAUGAUUAUCAUUCAACCAAGUUUGUCAUGAUUAUCAUUCAACCUGGGUUGUCAUUAUCAAAAUAUGCAUAAAAACUCAUUUAUCUAUGUAACUGUCAUUAAGGAGGCUUUUCAGGGUUUAACUUCCUACAGCAAACAAUGUGCCAGGUAAACUAACUCAAACUUCCUAUAGCAAACAAUGUCCCAGGUAAACUAACUUAAACUUCCUAUAGCAAACAAUGUGCCAGGUAAACUAACUCAAACUUCCUAUAGCAAACAAUGUGCCAGGUAAACUAACUCAAACUUCCUAUAGCAAACAAUGUGCCAGGUAAACUAACUCAAACUUCCUAUAGCAAACAAUGUCCCAGGUAAACUAACUCAAACUUCCUAUAGCAAACAAUGUCCCCGGUAAACUAACUCAAACUUCCUAUAGCAAACAAUGUCCCAGGUAAACUAACUCAAACUUACUAUAGCAAACAAUGUGCCAGGUAAACUAACUCAAACUUCCUAUAGCAAACAAUGUCCCAGGUAAACUAACUCAAACUUACUAUAGCAAACAAUGUGCCAGGUAAACUAACUCACUAGUUGUCUUCAGAAAUAGCCUUAGCAUUUUUAAUCCUAACUUACUUUGAAGGAUGGGGCCUGCAGACCUGUUUACUCUUACAAUUUCGGCGUACAAUGUACGAUUUUAAGAUGUAUAUGUUACCGGCAAUGUGUGAAAUCCUGCAUUAUAUAGAAUGCCUAGGUAUUAUAUAGAAUGCCUGAAAAUUGUAGGCAAUGGUAUGAAAUGGUUUAUAUUUCACACAUUUCCUAGGCAUUCUAUACAAUGCCUAAGAGCGACCCGACAAUGUAUAGAAUACCCCGCCAUUAAUGUUUGAUUCUUUGCUUGGUGGUGGCGUGGUGAUCGCAACACACGUGUUUAGUACUCCCGCCAAAGACGCUACCCCUUUUGUUUCAAGACGGCUGCUGAGUUGUUGGAAAAUCAGAUUGUAGCUUCAGAACAGGAAUCACGGUAUGUUUACAUGCAACGACGGUGCUACGAUGAACUUUCUCAAUUGCGAGCCAAUACUGCUAAAAACUGUGUUUCUCUAACGGAAACUCAUUACCAAAAAUUGGUGGAUGAUGUGAAAAUGGCUCGGAUGACAACCACGAAGAAUCCACGAGACUAUUGGUUGCUGAAAUGCUAUGAUGUAAUGGUGGUAGAGAAAAAUGUAAGUUUAUCUAUCAUGUUAAAGAAGGCGACAGUGCUAUUCAGCUCUAUGUCACGGAUUCUGAAUUAUUUGAUGUACUUCACGAGGCUCAUUUGGCCGUGGGACAUGAAGGAAGGGACAGAAUGUUGAAAGAACUUUCACACAAGUAUAAGAACAUUACAUGUGAUGAUAUUGAACUUUACCUCCACCUUUGUGAGCCGUGCCAGAAGAAACAAAAAGGGUGUUACAAAGGGUGUUGUGGUGAAGCCUAUGCUUUUUUGCUGAAUUCAACUCUGAUAAUGGCCGGGAAAUUACCAACAAUGUGGUGAACAGCCUAAAGGAUUACUGGCCCAAGUUGAAGAUCGUCCAUGGUAAACCGCGCCACUAACAAAGCCAGGGCAGUGUCGAAAGAGCUAAUCAAGACAUCGAAAACAUGCUAUGUGCUUGGAUUCAAGAUGAAAAAACAGACCAGUGGGCUGAGGGAUUACGAUUCAUCCAACUUAUGAAGAACAGGGCCUUUCGUUCUGGGAUCAAGAGAACGCCUUAUGGAGAACAUGGCCUUUCAGUCUGGGAUUAAGAGAACGCUUUAUGAAGCUCUGAUUGGCUGCAAAGCUAAAGUGGGCCUUGCAACAUCUUCCAUACCCCCUGACGAUUUGCAAGACAUACAGACUGAGGAAGAACUUGAAAAAAUAAUAGAAAGCGUACAAACAACACAGCAAGAAGAAGCAAAUGAACAGAUGCAAGAUACAGAGCCUACUAUACAGAAUACUAAAGAGAAUUUCAACCAGUAAUGGAAGAAACCAAACUGAUUGUGAUGUCAUGGUUACCGAAGAGCCUUCCACUUCUGGUGUUUGUUGUGUCUGCUUAAAAGAAAGCAGUGGUGCCCAUACAUGCCGAAACUGUCACCGUAAUGUUCAUGUUAUCUGUGGGCAUGCAGCUAAAGACGAUGGAGACGAAAAAAUAGAAGGUUAUGGUGUUGGUAUCUUGUGCAGCUUGUGUUUCAAGAUAAAGAGAGCUAUAGAGGCUAGAAAAGAUUCUAAAUUGAACCUUGAAAUCUAGGCCAAAAAAAUGAAAAUAAACUCUGACCAAAAAUUCCCUCCUGCACCUCUAGGAGCCACUGUGCAAGUUCCUAUUCCUGACCUUGACAAGGGACGGGGUGACUCGCGCAAUCUGUUGGAAGUUGUUAUGACAGAGACAGAAGACGGCUUUUACCGACUUGGAACUGCACAAGGAAUCUUGAAACAAUUGUAUUCAAGAUCACAGUUCGCUGUAUGUCCAAAAGAUUUACUGAGAGUUGAAGACAUCCCUGCCCGUGAAAUACCUCUCCGAUCUGCUGCUUUCUGUCAGUCAACAGGAAGCGGUCAAGGCUACGUGAGGUGUAUGUGCAAGACCAAGUGCAAAAACAGGAAGUGUCUUUGUUUGAAAAAGAAAAUUAAGUGCAAUUCAAAAUGCCACUCCAGCCUUACUUGCUGCAACGAGUAGCUCGAUGUCACCUUUGAUUACCUUACUUGCUGCAAAGAGUAGCUUGAUGUCACCUUUGAUUACCUUACUUGCUGCAACGAGUAGCUCGAUGUCACCUUUGAUUACCUUACUUGCUGCAACGAGUAGCUCGAUGUCACCUUUGAUUACCUUACUUGCUGCAACGAGUAGCUCGAUGUCACCUUUGAUUACCUUACUUGCUGCAACGAGUAGCUCGAUGUCACCUUUGAUUACCUUACUUGCUGCAACGAGUAGCUCGAUGUUACCUUUGAUUUCUGGUUUCAUUGUUAUCUUUUGUUUUCAAAUAAGUUUUUCCAAUAAAAACAUUUUCUUUACGCUCUUUUGAAACUUUGCCUGAAUUAUAUUUGACAUUAUAUAUAAUACCUAGGCAAUGUAUAAAAUUCCUAGGCAAAGUAUGUAACUUAAUCACAAAAAUAAAAUAUUUCAUACUCUGCCUAAAACCGCCAGGCAUUCUAUAUAUUGCUUAGGCAUUCUAUACAAUGCCUGCAUUUCACACAUUACCGGUAACAUAUACAUCAUAUAUACUGUAUGUUUCUUUUUUACUUUUAAGACAAUGUAUUGAAUGAUUUUGUGAUGAUAUUGUACGAUUUUAAGAGUAUGAGGGUAAACAGGUCUGGACCUGGUUGGUGUUGGUUAGGAAAUGAGAUGGUUAUCUGAAGUGGAUUAAAAUUACUGGUGUUUUUAACACAAACUCACACCUUUUAAAAAACACCACAUCUUUUACAACCACCACACAUCCUUUACAACCACCAAACAUUCUUCACAACUACAAACCCAUUACAACCCAUCCCUUAGAGCCCCACUCUUUAAGACAGCACAACCUUUUACAACCACACUCUUUACAACAAUACACUCUUUAUGACCAUACCCUUUACAAGCACCAACACCGUUUACAACCACUCUUUACAGUCCCACCCUUUACAACUACUCUUUACAGUCCCACCCUUUAGAACAACACCCUUUACAACUACUCUUUACAGUCCCACUCUUUACAGUCCCACCCUUUAGAACCACACCCUUUACAAACCACUCUUUAUGCUCUCUUUGCAAUCCCACCCUUUAGAACCACACCCUUUUUGCAAGAAAACACUCUGUACAACUCCUCCCUUUACAACCACACUCUUUAAAAAAACACUCUUCUCAAGACACCCUCUUUACUUCUACUCCCUUUAUAAUAAGACCCUUUACCGCUACACUCUUUAUAACCACACCUUUACUCCACUCUUUACAACACUCUUUACAACCAUAUCAACCUUUUAACCACACAAUUUACAGCCAUACUUUUUGCAAUCCCACCUUUUACAUUCACACUCUUAACCCUACCCUUUACAGUUAUGAUCUUUACAACCACAUUAUUUACAACCACACCUUUUAAAAACCCACACUCUUUACCACCACCUUCUUUACAACAAUACACUUUACAAAAUAUCCUACACAUCUACCUAAUAUUCCACACUGCUACCUUGUUUGUGCACUCCUUUUCAUGACAGUUAUGGACACUUUUUCUUGUACUAAGACAUUCCAUAUAAGGGGAUGGAUACUUUUUCUUAUCACAAAAAGACAUUCCAUAUUUGGGGAUGGACACUUUUUCUUAUCACAAAAAGACAUUCCAUAUUUGGGGAUGGACACUUUUUCUUAUCACAAAAAGACAUUCCAUAUUUGGGGAUGGACACUUUUUCUUAUCACAAAAAGACAUUCCAUAUUUGGGGAUGGACACUUUUUCUUACCAGGCAAAGACUUUCCACAUAUUCUUUAUCCAUUUUGCUGUCAUAAACAGUACUUGUGUAAGUGGACCAGACUAGGCUACAGUGGCCUUAAAUUGUUCAACUGGACAAACCUCCAUUACAGCUACUUACCUGGCUUGGGCCAAAUUGACUGCCCACACCACUAUUUAUUAUAGUCAUCUGUUACGUUCUUUAAUUACCAUAUACCAUCUUGGGGUUUUAUGUAAUCUUUUCAUUGUAAACAUGUGCAGACCUGUUUAUUCUUAUGAUUUUGGCAUACAAUGUACAAUUUUGAGGUGUACACAUUAUAUAUUAUAAAUACUGUAUGUUUAUUUUUUUUACUAUAAAGAUAAUGUAUUGAAUGAUUUUGUGUUGUUUAUUGUAAGAUUUUAAAAGUUUGAGGGUAAACAGGUUUGCAUGUGUCAAUUCAAUUCUCCUUUAGUUUCCCCACGUGCUAUUUUUUCUGCACAGCAAAGUUUAGAUAGGAUUGCAAUUUUUGAAGAAUAUUUCUGUAAGUUACAUGUGGAACCAAACCCAAUAUAUUGGACCCAUCCAGAUUAUUCUUGGCUUCAAAAAUGAUUGAAAUGACUACUAAUAGUUCAAUAAAAAGGUAUACAAUCAAUCAAUUUAGGUAAUAUGUGAAUCUUAAAAUGUAUCAGAAGUUGAUCACAUAACCUAAUUAAGCCAAAAUGUGAAUUUUUUUUGAGGUUACCGGAAAAUUGAUAGGAAGAAAUUUCGACAGUAAAUUGAUCGACGGAAAUUUGAUCGAACGGAAAUUUGGUCAAAUCUUUUUUUUCAGUUCAUACAUUAAAAUUUUGCGUCAAAUUUCUUUUUGAACGCAUUAUUUUGUUUUACUAUAUAGUAAAGUGCGUUCAAAAAGAAAUUUGACUAAAAUUUUAACGUGUGAACUGGAAAAAAAUUUGAUCAAAUUUCCGUUGAUUAAUUUACCGUCGAAGAAAUUUCUUUCAAUUAAAAUUCCGGAUACAGUUUUUUGAUUAUCAUGUAUUCAAUACAGAGAUAAAGUUAAUGCACAAAGUAAAUCAUAUCUAAAUUAAUAACAACGAUUACCAUGGAAGAUGAUUGUCAAGUAUGUGAAUUAUUAAUGUAAAUUGUGGGGUAGUCUGAUGGAUAGUACUUAACACAAGUGACACUGGCACAAUGUAAAUAGGGGGAAAGUCUGAUGGAUAAGACUUAACCCUUGUGACACCGGCACAAUGUAAAUAGGGGGAAAGUCUGAUGGAUGAGACUUAACACAAAUUACACUGCCAAACAUGCAUGCAAAUUAAAUAUUUAAUUUGUAAUUUACUUGCAAAGUGAACUCUGCAUAAAGUAACAAGCAUCGUCAUUGUGUAUGGAUUAUUAGUUGAAACUCUUUAUUCCUGUGACUUUUAUUUCAAUGGUUUAGUUCCUUGGGGAUGUCAUCUCUAUAACACUGGCCUACAACAGUCUUGUGACAAUACCAUCCUUUUCUGUCAGUACCAGAUCUUCACUUACAUUUCUCAUACUGAGGGGAAACAACCUAGACAGAAUUAAUGGUGAGUUCCCUUGAAAAAAAACUUUAUAGGUAUUUACACCUUACAAAUUUUAGAUUAAAGCUAUCAGCGGUUAAUUCAUUCUUACAUAAAAUUUAUGUAUGAAACUAUUUUUUGCAGGUGUUGAAGUUCUCAUUACUUUGCAAGAGUUAGAUCUAGGUGAAAAUUGUCUGAACGACCACAGUUUUCUGGAGCCAUUUAGUGCCUUAGUUAAACUGAAACAGGUAUUGCGAAAAUUACACUAGUUUAGACUUGACAUGGUAAUGAUGUAAGUACAGUUAUAAGGAGAACAUUUCAAAUAACUCCACCAGAAUACUGGUAUCUGAAAUAAAGAUAUGAAUCUAUGAAACUGCAUUUAUUCCAUAAGAGAGGCCUUUGGACUGUAGCUAGAACUAUUACUGCCUUUUAGAACCAAUGCCUAAGAUAACACUUUUCUUUUAUGUUUAGAUUUACUGUUACAUAAUAUAGAACUGAUAUAAUAUGUUGAUAUUCUAAUCUGUGAGCCUUAUCUAGCACUCACAAUGAAACAUGUCGAUGAGACAUUAAAAAAACCAACUUGGCUCAAUAUUUAAAACUUUUUCAGCUCCAGCUUGAUGGGAACCCAAUUUUUUAUCACAGAUUUCAUCGUCGUUUAACUUUGUCGUGUCUAGCCAAACAAGUUGUCAAUACACAGGUAUGUUCUUAUAAUUACAUGUCUAGCCAAACAGGCUGUUGAUACAGAGGUAUAAUAUUAUAAUUACAUUUGUAGCCAAACAGGCUGUCAGUACAGAGGUAUAGUGUUAUAAUUGUAUGUGACACAUUUAUUCUGACAAAUUCUAAUUGAUAAAUGUUAAGUUAAAUGUCGUUGAAAGUGCUUACGUCAAAUGCUAAAUUUCUAAUUCGUGUGUUAUUUCUUACGAUGUCUUAUUUGUUAAUUUUUUUAUUUUUGAUUUACGUCAGAUGUCUUAUUAUAAUAGUUAUCCAUAAUGCCAUUUGAAAAAAUGGAGAGAUAAAUUUAAAGUUUAAUGUUAAAAUUCAAUAGAUUUUUAAUUCUUUGUGUCUCAGUCUCUUUACUUUACCUUCUGAGAUUUCUUUUGGUUUUAAAUUCUGGAGCAUGAACAAAUGAUAGAUCCUGACAGAGAAGCUCUAAUAGCUUCAGUUGCAUGAUACCGAUCCCUAGAUUUUGGUAUAAAUAGAAAAAAUAAUCAAACAAAUAAUCUUAAUCUAAGUGAUAUAAUUUAUAAUUCCAUUGUUUUGAAAACAAGUUUGUUGACAAUCAUGUGAAUAAUUACAAACACUAACCUAAACAAUUUCCACUAAAAUACUUAUACAAAGAGUAACCCUAACUUUCCACUAAAAUACUUAUACAAAGAGUAACCCUAAAUUUCCACUAAAAUACUUAUAAAAAGAGUAACUCUUACUUUCCACUAAAAUAAUUAUACAAAAACUAACCCUAGCCCUAACUUUCUACUCAAAUAUUUUUUCAUCUCAUUUAAUUUCUAAUCCAUCAUAUAAAUGAUUUCAAUAAAAAAAACUUUUCCCCCGAUGGAAAUUAAAGUUUCAUCUGGACGUGCAAUAAAUAUUAUAAUGGUUUAUCACAUAUAAAUAAUAUAAUGGUUGAUCACAGAUAAAUAAUAUAAUGGUUGAUCACAGAUAAAACAAAAUAGAGAUUAAGCCGAUUUACCACCAAUUGGUCAGUGGAAGCCCACAGUAAGCAAACUCUUCAACUUUCUGAUACGUCAUCACUGAUCCCCACAGUAAGCAAACACUUCAACUUGCUGGUACGUCAUCACUGAGGCCCACAGUAAGCAAACACUUCAACUUGCUGAUAGGUCAUCACUGAGGCCCACAGUAAGCAAACACUUCAACUUGCUGAUAGGUCAUCACUGAUGCUCACAGUAAACAAACACUUCAACUUGCUGGUACGUCAUCACUGAGGCCCACAGUAAGCAAACACUUCAACUUGCUGAUAGGUCAUCACUGAGGCCCACAGUAAGCAAACACUUCAACUUGCUGAUAGGUCAUCACUGAUGCCCACAGUAAACAAACACUUCAACUUGCUGGUACGUCAUCACUGAGGCCCACAGUAAGCAAACACUUCAACUUGCUGGUACGUCAUCACUGAGGCCCACAGUAAGCAAACACUUCAACUUGCUGAUAGGUCAUCACUGAGGCCCACAGUAAGCAAACACUUCAACUUGCUGAUAGGUCAUCACUGAUGCCCACAGUAAACAAACACUUCAACUUGCUGGUACGUCAUCACUGAGGCCCACAGUAAGCAAACACUUCAACUUGCUGAUAGGUCAUCACUGAGGCCCACAGUAAGCAAACACUUCAACUUGCUGAUAGGUCAUCACUGAGGCCCACAGUAAACAAACACUUCAACUUGCUGAUAGGUCAUGAUUGAGGAUUUUAACAUAAUAGUCAGAAUUCUAACGAAAAGCCAUUUGAAUUUUACCAGACAAUAAUUUAAUUUUAAUAUCUUUUUUUUUUAAAUCUAAGCUUUUAAAAAUAACAUUUGUUUAAGUAAAUGACUUAGAAACUAAUAAACAUGCACUAUAAUGCAUGAGGCAAGUACUCAUUUUAAUGUAUAAAACAGGUACUCACUAUGAUGUAUAAGACAGGUACUCACUAUAAUGUAUAAGAUAGGUACUCACUAUAAUGUAUAAGACAAGUACUCCUUCCUCAUGUCUAAUAAAUAUGCACUAUAAUGUAUAAGAUAGCUACAUCCACUAUAAUGUAUAAGACAGGUACUGACUACUCAUGUCUAAACAUAACAAAUGUGAUACUAACAUCACUGAUUGGCAGGUAGUGACCAGAGAGUUAUCAUUGCAUCUGAAUGGUAAGUUCUUAAUGCGGUAUUUAAUGCAUCAAGCUUGUAAUGCUAAUAAAAGUCUCUUUAUGUCAAUGCCAUUGUGAUUUCUAUUUGACAGUUUGAGCUUGACAAGAAGAAACUGUCACAGUCAGAAAUUUCAGUAAGUUUGUUCUCUUUACAAUUUAACUAAUAACUGUCAACAAAUGUUAUCAAUUAAAUGAAACACACCUUGAUUUUCACAAGGACUUUGACAAAUGUACUAGAAAUAGUAUGAAAACAUUUUAACAUCAGGAUGAGAGCUGUCAUGUUAUUUGCACACAGCUUUUACCAUAUCAGGAUGACAACUGUCAUGUUAUUUGUACUCAUGCAUUUUGGAGGAUGAAAAUACUUUCCUUUACACAUAUUAGGGCUCUUAUUAAAAUGGGCGCAGCCAUUUGCCCUGCAUGGCAUUCUGUUGUGAAAAGGUGUAAAAGAUUAUUGCCCAAAUGGUUGUUCCCACCAAUAGAAACCUGAUCUAUAAAGAGUUGUUCAUUUUUAAAAUUCAAACUGUUGGUUUUAUCAUGUAAUCAACCUUUAGAAAACCUAAACUGAUUGUGAUAAUAUGGCGCGUUUGUUUUUGCACUGAUUAUGGUAUGACACACUUGUUUUUGUACUGAUUAUGGUAUGGCACAGUUGUUUUUGUACUGAUUAUGGUAUGACACACUUGUUUUUGUACUGAUUAUGGUAUGGCACAGUUGUUUUUGUACUGAUUAUGGUAUGGCACAGUUGUUUUUGUACUGAUUAUAAUAUGACACAGUUGUAUUUGGACUGAUUAUGACAUGACACAGUUGUUUUCGUACUGAUUAUGGUAUGACACACUUUUUUUUGUACUGAUUAUGGUAUGACACAGUUGUUUUUGUACUGAUUAUAUGACACAGUUGUUUUUGUACUGAUUAUGAUAUGACACAGUUGUUUUUGUACUGAUUAUGGUAUGACACACUUGUUUUUGUACUGAUUAUGGUAUGACACAGUUGGUUUUGUACUGAUUUGGUAUGACACAGUUGGUUUUGUACUGAUUUGGUAUGACACAGUUGGUUUUGUACUGAUUUGGUAUGGCACAGUUGUUUUUGUACUGAUUAUGGUAUGGCACAGUUGUUUUUGUACUGAUUUGGUAUGACACAGUUGUUUUUGUACUGAUUAUGAUAUGACACAGUUGUUUUGUACUGAUUUGGUAUGGCACAGUUGUUUUUGUACUGAUUAUGGUAUGGCACAGUUUUUUUUGUACUGAUUUGGUAUGAAUUAUGGUAUGGCACAGUUGUUUUUGUACUGAUUUGGUAUGACACAGUUGUUUUUGUACUGAUUAUGAUAUGACACAGUUGUUUUGUACUGAUUUGGUAUGGCACAGUUGUUUUUGUACUGAUUAUGGUAUGACACAGUUGUUUUUGUACUGAUUAUGAUAUGACACAGUUGUUUUUGUACUGAUUAUGAUAUGACACAGUUGUUUUGUACUGAUUUGGUAUGGCACAGUUGUUUUUGUACUGAUUAUGGUAUGGCACAGUUUUUUUUGUACUGAUUAUGAUAUGACACAGUUGUUUUUGUACUGAUUAUGAUAUGACACAGUUGUUUUUGUACUGAUUUGGUAUGACACAGUUGUUUUUGUACUGAUUAUGGUAUGGCACAGUUGUUUUUGUACUGAUUUGGUAUGGCACAGUUGUUUUUGUACUGAUUAUGGUAUGGCACAGUUGUUUUUGUACUGAUUUGGUAUGACACAGUUGUUUUUGUACUGAUUAUGGUAUGGCACAGUUGUUUUUGUACUGAUUAUGAUAUGACACAGUUGUUUUUGUACUGAUUAUGAUAUGACACAGUUGUUUUUGUACUGAUUAUCAUAUGACACAGUUGUUUUUGUACUGAUUUGGUAUGACACAGUUGUUUUUGUACUGAUUAUGAUAUGACACAGUUGUUUUUGUACUGAUUAUAUGACACAGUUGUUUUUGUACUGAUUUGGUAUGACACAGUUGUUUUUGUACUGAUUAUGGUAUGGCACAGUUGUUUUUGUACUGAUUUGGUAUGGCACAGUUGUUUUUGUACUGAUUAUGGUAUGGCACAGUUGUUUUUGUACUGAUUUGGUAUGACACAGUUGUUUUUGUACUGAUUAUGGUAUGGCACAGUUGUUUUUGUACUGAUUAUGAUAUGACACAGUUGUUUUUGUACUGAUUAUGAUAUGACACAGUUGUUUUUGUACUGAUUAUCAUAUGACACAGUUGUUUUUGUACUGAUUUGGUAUGACACAGUUGUUUUUGUACUGAUUAUAUGACACAGUUGUUUUUGUACUGAUUAUAUGACACAGUUGUUUUUGUACUUAUUAUGGUAUGACACAGUUGUUUUUGUACUGAUUGUGGUAUGGCACAGUUGUUUUUGUACUGAUUGGGGUAUGGCACAGUUGUUUUUGUACUGAUUGUUGUAAUAUGGUGCAGUUGUUAUUCUCCUGAUUGUGGUAUGGCACAUUUUUUUUGUACUGAUUGUGGUAUGGCACAGUUGUUUUUGUACUGAUUGUGGUAUGACACAGUUGUUAUUGUACUGAUUGUGGUGUGGCACAGUUUUUGUUCUGAUUAUGAUAUGGCACAUUUUUUUUUUUUACUGAUUAUGGUAUUGUGGAAAAGUAGUUUUAUUUAUUAUCAUAUGAUAAUUUACUUUUGGUUGUAUUUGCUUAAACUAGCAUUUUAUGCAGCGGAGAAGACCAGCAAAGAGUUUGAUGGAAAGACCAUCUUAUCCAACAAGAGCUAAGCCGCACAACAGGACCCCUGACAGAGACAGUGUGUAUGGGAUGUCACCUUCUUCUGGUAUUGGGACAGAAAAUGAAAGGCAUGUAUCUGCUCCAAUCAAUAUUUCCAUCACAGGACCAUUCAAAACAAAUAAUUUUCAUUGCUCAAUUGUUGCGCUUUAGUUUAGAUGAAUUCCCUGUGGAAUAUUUAUGGAGUUUAAAACUGGAUGCAGGAAUUGUUACAUGGAAUCAUACUAUGUUGGUAAUGACAAGCUUAAUCUAGAGAAAAUACACUCAGCUUUUAUUGCCUGCCAUAUAGGAGUAAGGAAUAUAUGUGAAUAUUGUUUGAUCCUGUCAUUGGGGAGUAAGGAAUAUAUGUGAAUAUUGUUUGAGUUUUUGUAUUACCUGUGAAUUCACCAAGUCUGAAAUCUAUUGCCUUGACCACAGAUUUAGUUAGCAUUACUGUUUUACAGUUUUUCUCCUUUUUUUUUCAACGUUUGAAAUCCAAAAUUUAGGAAGGAAUGGAAAUGAGUUAAUUUGUAAUAUUUUCCAUUUCACAGCCCAGAUAUUGUUGUUACACCUGGUGCCAUAAAAAAGGGAAAACGCAAAC